AUGGAUAAAUAAUUGUAAACUAGUCAAAGAAUCUUUACAAAGGCCUAGAUUGAUGAAAGAGUAAAAUAUUUAUUGUGUGUUGAUAUGGAUUCUCAUCAAAUCUUCACUAUAAAUCUUAAGAGUCAUGAAAUCUUUAUUGAAUACAAUGUUCCAUCUGCAUAUCGUUCUAAGGCUGAGAAAGAUAUCAAAGAUAUUUAGAGAUUAGUUUAAUUACCUGAUUCUUCAUGGAAUAUGGAUACAUAGAGGAAUUAAAGAUAUCGAAGGAGAGAAAUCUCAGAAUAUUUAUUACAUAAAAUUGUCAAUCAAGAGCCAACUUAUUUAGCAGAAUCUUCCAUGUCUGAUGCAUUCUCUGAAGUUACUUCACUCAAAUUAAUUGUUGAUUUAAGUGAUUAUCUCAGAAUCGAAGACUAAUCUUAUAAUGACAUUAAUCCUGUAACUAUAGAAUUAGAUGUAGAUUUAGUCACUUGUUCUGAUGAAGUCAUUAAGAAGAUACUUAGAGCAGUUUACAAUAACUUUUAAGUACGACUCAAAACUAAAUCCCUCGAAAAUUAAUUUGUUUUAUAGAUUUCUGGUUUUAGGGAAUACUUAGCUGGCAAUUAUUCAAUAUUAAGUUAUGAUAGAGUUAGAAUGAGUCUUAGAGGUAUUUAGUAUUUACAAGUAAAUUUAACUGAAGUUCCAAGAGUGAGAAGAAUGUAUGAUAAUUUUCCUCCAAUAUUUGAAAGAAAUGGAGAUGAAAGUGUACCAUGGGAUUAAUUCAUUGAUAUUCCUUGUUUUCUAUUUUAUGCUCCAUAUCCUUUACCUCCUUAUGUGAAUGUUUAACAAAGUUUUUAAUUUUUAGAUUAGAUUGGAUAAACAAAGGGGAAAUAAAAUGAAAAGAUAAAUAAAAAUGGAUCUCGUUUUUGUCCAUUAUAACCUCGAUUAUUUUUAAAGGAGAAAUGUUUGGAAUUUAUUGAUAUGAGAUACAAAAUGUUGGAAGAACCAUAUUUUCAUUUAAAAAAGAGUAUAAUAUAUUCAGGAGAAUGUGAUUACAGAUUUAAGAUAUAGAUAUUAUGUUUAUCAAAUGUACAUAGAUUAUUUAUAUUGGAUGAUAAAGAUCUUGAAGAGUUUAAGAAAGAAAAUGGACAUAAAAGGAGAGCUACAUAUAAUGGAUUAUGUCCACCGAGAUUUAUUACAAAAUCGUCAGCGAAAUAAGAGGAGUUGCAUAAUACUUCUAAGAAGAAGGCAAAAGUGGAAGAUGAGGAGAAAUUGCAAAAGAAGAUAAGUUUUUUAAAAUUAAGUAAGACAAAAGAUUAAGAUACAUGGUAAUUAAAAUAACUUUAGAAAGGUAUAUUCAAUCCUCAUUUUUUUAAUCAUGGUCCUCAAGGAACAGCAAAUAUGGAAUAUUUAAUGUAGAAAUAUGAAUUAGAUAUACAACCAUAUUUAAUAUCAAUAUAAGUGAUGUUGAUGUAUGGAUAAACACCUUUAACGAAAUUUAGUAUAAUGAACAGUCAAAAGGUAGCAUUUAGAAAGAAUAUUUGGUUUUAACAAGAUAUAUCAUUUUAAGGAUUGAAAAUUUCUUAAUUACCAAUGGAAUUAAGAUUAUGUUUUAAUGUGAUUUUACAUUCAUCAAAUGGUGAAGAAUAAAUAAUUGGAAGUACAAUAAGUGAAUUAUUUGAUGAGAAUGGAAGAAUGAAAUAAGGAAGAAUAAAUUUAAAUAUAUGGCCAUUUUAUAAAUGUGAUACAAGAAUAGCCUGUAUGAAUGAAUAUUAUGGAGCAGCCUUACCUAAUGAAUAAGGAAUACCAUAUUAUACAUAAUUAGUAAUAGGGAUGCCAAAAUUUAUAGAAGAUGUGUAUUGGAGUUUAAGAGAUGAAAAAUAUAUGAAAUAAGUAGGAUUUCCAUCUACUCCAUUAAACCUUUAAUAGAUUUGUUUAUAAUAUAAUAAUGGAGUAUUAGAAAGAAGAGGAACUCUAAAUACUGGAAUUACAGUGAGACCACAAAGAGAUUGGAAAGCAACUCCUAAUACUAAUGAAUUAGCUAAAUUGGAUACUUUAUUAAAAUUUGAUCCUCUUUAAAGACAUUUAUAUACAGAUGAUGAUAAAUUUAUUUUAUUAAAAUGUAGAAAUUAUUAUAAGAAUCAGCCAUCUGCAUUUCCAAUAUUUUUAUGUGCUAUUAAUUGGAGUGAUCCUGAAGAAAUUAGAGAAGUUUAUUAAAUGAUGAAUGUAUGGACUAGUUUACCAUCUGAUGAUGCAUUACCUCUACUUGAUGCCAAUUUUUCAGAUGAACUUGUUAGAUAUUAUGCAACAAAAAGAGUAGGUUUAUAUAAAGAUGAUGAAUUAGUUUUAUUCAUGUUAGAAUUAACUUAAGCACUCAUUUUUGAAUAAUGUCAUUUUUCACCUUUAGGAGAAAUGCUUAUAGAAAGAUCUAUCAUGAAUCCUUGGGUAGUUGGUCAUGAACUCUUUUGGUAAUUAAGAUCAUAAUUACAUAUCUAACCUACUUAUGAAAGAUAUAGUUUAAUAUUAGAAUAACUAAUGAUGCUUUUUGGAAAUUAUAGAUAUGAAUUAUUUGGAGAAGUUUAAGUUAAUGAUGAAAUUAUGAAAAUUGCUGAAUAAAUUAAAAAUGAAAAAGAUUCUAAUAAAAGACUUUAUGAUAUGAAACUUAAACUCUAAAAUGUUAGAUAAUAAUUCUCUAAAACUUUUUAAUUUGCAAUAGAUCCAAGAAUGAGUGCAUCUGAAAUGAUUUAUGAUAAAUGUAAAAUUCUUGAUAGUAAAAAAGUAUUCUUUCUAUUUAUAUAUAUAGCUCCCUUUAUGGUUAGUUAUGAAAUCUGCUGAAACUAGAGAUGUUACUUAAAUUCCUAAAAAGGUUAUUAUGAUAUCUUCUAAAACUUUAAAAGAUACUGAUUGUCUUGAAAACUUAAGAAAAUAAAAAGAAAAUAGAAAAACAACUAUUAAUGAAAAAUUUCUUAUAAUUUUUAAAUGUGGAGAUGAUAUUAGAUAAGAUUUACUUACAUUAUAAUUAAUAAAAAUUAUGGACAAGAUUUGGUUAGAUUUUGGUCUUGAUUUUAGAAUGAAACCGUAUAAAGUUAUUUCUACAUUUGAUUAAGUAGGAAUGAUAGAAGUUGUUCUUAAUUCAGAUACUACUUCUAGCAUUCAUGAAAAUGCUGGUAAAUUUGGAGCAUUAAAUAAAAGCUCUAUAAUGGAAUAUCUAAAAAAACAUAAUAAACAUAGUAUGGUAAAUGCAGUAGAGAAUUUCUUAAGAUCUUGUGCUGGAUAUUGUGUAGCUACUUAUUUACUUGGGAUUGGAGAUAGACAUAGUGGAAAUAUUAUGUUAACUGAAAGUGGUCAUCUAUUUCAUAUUGACUUUGGACAUUUCCUAGGUAUAAAAUCUGUUUAUUAAUUUUAGGUAAUUUUAAAACUAAAUAUGGAAUCAAUCGAGAAAGAACUCCUUUUGUUUUUACGUAAGAAAUGGCUUAUGUUAUGGGAGGAGUAUAAGGAUAGAAUUUUAAACGAUUUGAAGAUUUCUGCACCAAAGCAUAUAAUCAAAUAAGAUAACAUGGUCAUUUGCUUAUUAAUAUCUUCCUUAUGAAUUUAUCAGCUGGUAUGCCAGAAUUGUAAGAAAUUGCUGACAUUGAAUACUUAAGAGAAAAACUUUAAUUAGGUAUUGGAGAAUAAUAAGCUACUGAAUUAUUCAGAAAAGAAAUUACUACAAGUUUAAAUGAUAUGUGGAGAAAGAUAGAUAAUUUAAUUCAUAAUUUUAAAAGAACUUGA
This is a messenger RNA of Paramecium sonneborni, 3744 nucleotides long. The record is from the annotation of a GenBank genome assembly. Lineage: Eukaryota; Ciliophora; Oligohymenophorea; Peniculida; Parameciidae.